AUGAAGUAUUUCGCGCUUUUAAUCGGCUUUCUCACUCUCUUAACGCCUAGUCUGAGCCUGGCAACACGCUACCUUCCCCGCUCUCCUGUGCCGGAGCCCGCGCCUGGAAUUUUGGACAACAUCAACGACUUGUUUGGCGACUUGGUCGACGAUAUAAGCGACGCGGGAAAGAAGGUUUGGUCCAAGCUCGACGACGGGCAAAAGAAGAUCUUGGACGGCAACAAGAGCCUCACGGCUGAUGGGUGCAAGAUCGUGCCUUGUGGGGUGGAAUUGGGCGUGACAUCGGCGACUUGUCUCGUUGCUGUUCUGGGACGCAAGGGAGCUGGAAAGACGGCAGACCAUCUGGGCUGCUUGGCUUCGUUUCGUAAUUGGAGCGCUGACGUUUGA
Molecule: messenger RNA, 387 nt
Organism: Colletotrichum gloeosporioides
Lineage: Eukaryota; Fungi; Ascomycota; Sordariomycetes; Glomerellales; Glomerellaceae
Exons: 2
Coding region: 1-387 (128 amino acids)
Source: RefSeq, a predicted model, not a curated record